AUGACACCUGGAGCCGCGGAGGAACAUGCAAGUGUAAAUCAAAACGCAAUAUGGAGAGUCAUCAACGUCUAUCGCGAGAAGGAGGAUGUGGAUCGGCCCCAACCCGAGGGUCUCCAAUGUAUUCACCGUCGACAUAUUGCGCACCCGCGUGGAACGUGGUGCGGUUCUUCCGGCGGGCAUACCGCUGCUCGAGCCGGUAAAGUUCAAGCUCUUUACAUAAGGAUUAGCAGCGUGGAUUGGGAAACAUGGACUCCCAGCGGCCUGGGUGAUGACACUCUCAAAAGCGUACUUGAGGAAAAGCACCGCCGUCCCGUGUCAGACGUCGUGAUCCCCUCUUCGAAUCGUCUUGAUAAAUUGAUGCGUAGAUUCCACUGA
Messenger RNA from Rasamsonia emersonii CBS 393.64, 375 nucleotides. RefSeq lists its product as uncharacterized. NCBI's taxonomy places the organism in Eukaryota, Fungi, Ascomycota, Eurotiomycetes, Eurotiales, Trichocomaceae. The record is from RefSeq and is a predicted model, not a curated record. Bases 1 to 375 code for a protein of 124 amino acids. The transcript is spliced from 3 exons.